UGUGUGUCUGACUGUGUUACUGACGUGUGUGAGGCUGUGGAGCAGGUGAUGCUCGUGUCCUUGACUCUCUCUCCAUCUCUCACUCUCACACAUGCUCUCCUCUCAGCACCUGAUUUCAAAGGCAGGAAAAUCAAAGCAGGAAAUACUCCAGCUGAAAAGCUUCCAAUUUAUGAGCCGAACAUCCCAGAGCCGACGUCCCGAGAGGAGCUGCUCAAAUACUGGCUCAAUAUUUCAUUGGACGAACAAACUGCCAAUAAAGUGCUGUGGCUGACAGAGGGCGGGGCUAAAGUGUCCCGCAUGACAGAGGAGGUGUGUCCUUACCUGGACAGGCCAGAGAGAUUUGACCACAGUCCUCAGAAUGAAGCACUGUGGUACACUUUUGGUGGAGGAACUAAACUCACGAUCACUGGUCCCGCAGUGAAGCCCUCCGUGUCUCUGCUGCCUCCCUCUUCUCUGCAGAUCUCUGGAGACUCAGCCGCACUGCUCUGCCUGCUCAGCUCUUACUCUCCACAGGGGGCGCAGGUGAGCUGGACGCUGGACGGGUCAGAGGUCACCGAGGGGGUUCAGACCAGCGCAGAGAGCGAGCGGGACGGACGCUACAGCCGCAGCAGCGUCCUGAGCCUCAGCAAAGCACGCUGGGAAGACGCAGAUCGCUUCGUCUGCAGAGUAACACAUGACGGAGCUGCUCAAGAGACCUCGUUCCUCAAGAGCUCCGAGUGCUGAUGUUUCUCCAGUGAAGAGCAGCAGGAUUCACAGCAGUCACGUGAUUUACAGCUCAAUACUCAAGCAGUCUUUCAAUCUGCUGCCAUUGCUGUUCAUUCAAUAAAGCUUCUGAACGCCUUA
Messenger RNA from Onychostoma macrolepis, 843 nucleotides. RefSeq names its product immunoglobulin lambda-like polypeptide 1. The record is from RefSeq and is a predicted model, not a curated record. NCBI's taxonomy places the organism in Eukaryota, Metazoa, Chordata, Actinopteri, Cypriniformes, Cyprinidae. The transcript has 6 exons. The coding region runs from base 49 to 723 and encodes 224 amino acids.